Penicillium arizonense is the source of this 1491-nucleotide messenger RNA. RefSeq lists its product as uncharacterized. The transcript is spliced from 3 exons. The record is from RefSeq and is a predicted model, not a curated record. Gene Ontology annotation, molecular function: aldehyde dehydrogenase (NAD+) activity. The coding region runs from base 1 to 1491 and encodes 496 amino acids. Lineage: Eukaryota; Fungi; Ascomycota; Eurotiomycetes; Eurotiales; Aspergillaceae.
AUGUCGCUUUCCACUACUAUCAAGACUCCCAAUGUGACAUACGAACAGCCCCUCGGCUUGUUCAUUAACAACGAGUUCAUCAAGGGUGUCGAGGGCAAGACCUUUGAAACUCUCAACCCCACCAACGAGAAACCCAUCACCUCUGUUCACGAGGCUACCGAGAAGGAUGUGGACAUCGCCGUCAAGGCUGCCCGUGCCGCCUUCGAGGGUCCCUGGAAGCAGGUGACCCCCUCGGACCGUGGCCGCAUGCUCACCAAGCUUGCCGACCUCUUCGAGCGUGAUAUGGAGACCCUCGCCUCCAUUGAAGCUCUGGAUAACGGCAAGGCCGUCACGAUGGCCAAGAUCGAUAUUGCCAACGCUGCUGGCUGUCUGCGCUACUACGGUGGCUGGGCUGACAAGAUCACUGGUCAGACCAUUGACACCAACCCCGAGACCCUCUCCUACACUCGCCACGAGCCCGUCGGUGUCUGCGGUCAGAUCAUCCCCUGGAACUUCCCCAUCCUUAUGUGGGCCUGGAAGAUUGGUCCCGCCAUUGCUGCCGGUAACACCGUUAUCAUCAAGACCGCCGAGCAGACUCCUCUGUCUGGUCUCUAUGCCUCGAAGCUGAUUGUCGAGGCUGGCUUCCCUCCCGGUGUCAUCAACGUUAUCUCCGGUUUCGGCCGUGUCGCCGGUGCCGCCAUCUCUAGCCACAUGGACAUCGACAAGGUCGCCUUCACUGGCUCUACCCUUGUUGGCCGUAUGAUCCUGCAGGCCGCCGCUAAGUCUAACCUGAAGAAGGUUACCCUUGAGCUCGGUGGCAAGUCCCCCAACAUCGUCUUCGAUGACGCCGACAUUGACAACGCUAUCUCGUGGGCCAACUUCGGUAUCUUCUUCAACCACGGUCAGUGCUGCUGUGCCGGUUCUCGCCUGCUGGUCCAGGAGGGUAUCCACGACAAGUUCAUCGCUCGCUUCAAGGAGCGUGCUGCCCAGAACAAGCUCGGCAACCCCUUCGAGGGCGACACCUUCCAGGGUCCCCAGGUCUCCCAGCUCCAGUUCGACCGUAUUAUGGAGUACAUUAAGCACGGCAAGGACGAGGGUGCCACCGUCGCCAUCGGUGGUGAACGCCACGGUAGCGAGGGCUACUUCAUCCAGCCCACCAUCUUCACUGACGUUACCCCCGACAUGAAGAUCGCCCAGGAGGAGAUCUUCGGUCCCGUCAUUGCCGUCACCAAGUUCAAGGAUGAGGCCGAUGCCAUCCGCAUUGGUAACAGCACCAACUACGGUCUCGCUGCUGCCGUCCACACCAAGAACGUCAACACUGCCAUCCGCGUUUCCAACGCUCUCAAGGCUGGUACCGUCUGGAUCAACAGCUACAACCUGAUCUCCUACCAGGCUCCCUUCGGUGGCUUCAAGGAGUCCGGUCUUGGCCGCGAGCUCGGUUCCUACGCCCUGGACAACUACACCCAGGUCAAGACGGUUCACUACCGUCUGGGUGACGCCCUCUUCGGUUAA